Messenger RNA from Rattus norvegicus (Norway rat), 5033 nucleotides. Lineage: Eukaryota; Metazoa; Chordata; Mammalia; Rodentia; Muridae. The record is from RefSeq and is a predicted model, not a curated record.
CUCUAUGCUUCCUGGCAGAGCUGUGUCAAUAAAGAGAAACUCAAUGGAUCUGGUCAUGUUGCUGGUGCUCACUCUCACCUGUCUUAUUCUCCUGUCAAUCUGGAGACAGAGUUCUGGGAGAGGAAAGCUCCCCCCAGGCCCUAUUCCUCUCCCAAUUAUUGGCAAUAUCUUUCAGCUAAAUGUGAAGAACAUCACCCAAUCCUUAACCAGUGGUGAAACUGUUCUCUUAACAGAUGCCCAUGCUUUGUGCAGCUUUGGUACUACACAGUCUCCACACUUGUGGUAAUGAUAGAAUUAACUUGGGGUCCUCACUAUGGAUUUUCUCUUUUAUUCCUGAAGUUCUCAAAAGUGUAUGGUCCUGUAUUUACUCUUUACUUUGGCCUGAAGCCCACUGUGAUAUUGCAUGGAUAUGAAGCAGUAAAAGAAGCUUUGAUUGAUCAUGGGGAGGAGUUUGCUGAAAGAGGAAGCUUCCCAGUAGUUGAAAAAAUUAAUAAAGACCUUGGAAUUGCUUUUAGCCAUGGAAAUAGAUGGAAAGAAAUACGACGCUUUACCCUCACAACUCUGCGGAAUUUGGGCAUGGGGAAAAGGAACAUUGAGGAUCAUGUUCAAGAGGAAGCACGGUGCCUUGUGGAGGAACUGAGGAAAACCAAUGGCUCACCCUGUGACCCCACGUUUAUCCUGGGCUGUGCUCCUUGCAAUGUCAUCUGCUCCAUUAUUUUCCAGAAUCGUUUUGAUUAUAAAGAUCAGGAUUUUCUUAACUUGAUGGAAAAACUCAAUGAGAACAUGAAGGUUUUGAGCAGUCCCUGGACACAGUUUUGCAGUUUUUUCCCUGUUUUAAUUGAUUAUUGUCCGGGAAGUCAUACGACAUUAGCUAAAAAUAUAUAUUAUAUUAGAAACUACCUUCUGAAGAAAAUAAAAGAACAUCAAGAAUCACUGGAUGUUACAAAUCCUCGGGACUUUAUUGAUUAUUACCUAAUUAAGUGGAAGCAGGAAAGUCACAAUCCACAUUUGGAAUUUACACUUGAGAACUUAUCAGUCACUGUGACUGAUUUGUUUGGUGCUGGGACAGAGACAACAAGCACAACACUGAGAUAUGCUCUCCUGCUCCUGCUGAAGUAUCCAGAAGUCACAGCUAAAGUCCAGGAAGAGAUUGAUCGUGUGGUUGGCAAACAUCGCAGCCCUUGCAUGCAGGACAGGAGCCGCAUGCCCUACACAGAUGCCAUGAUUCAUGAGGUUCAGAGGUUCAUUGACCUCAUUCCUACCAACCUGCCACAUGCGGUGACCUGUGACAUUAAGUUCAGGAACUACCUAAUACCCAAGGGAACAACAAUAAUAACAUCACUCUCAUCAGUGCUGCAUGACAGCAAGGAAUUCCCCGACCCAGAGAUAUUUGACCCUGGCCACUUUUUAGAUGGGAAUGGAAAGUUUAAGAAAAGUGACUAUUUCAUGCCUUUCUCAGCAGGAAAACGGAUGUGUGCAGGAGAGGGCCUAGCCCGCAUGGAGUUAUUUUUAUUCCUGACCACAAUUUUACAGAACUUUAAGCUGAAAUCUGUACUUCAACCAAAGGAUAUUGAUACAACUCCAGUUUUCCAUGGAUUUGCCUCUCUACCACCAUUUUAUGAGCUGUGCUUCAUUCCUCUCUAAAGAGAUCAAAUUGCCUGGCUCCUGAUGUGUUGUAUUUUCUCCCUUCAAAUAACUCCUAUAUUCUUCAAGAUUCAAGAAAUAUCCAUAUUGCAUUUUCCAGUUUCUGGAGUCACUGCUCACAUAUAUCUGCACUUCCCUAUUCUCUGUAACAGUCUCCCCAUCUCAUGUACCUAUGUAGAUCUAAAUUUGAGUUCUUACUGUGGUUUAGCUGUAGCACUGGUAAUUCACAAAAAUUUAUCUUCUUUAUGUUCUCAAAAAUAAGAUCUUUUGAUUGAGUUGCCUUUGUUCAGUGUUUCCUUACAAUUCAGGCUAAAACCAAAACACUAGAUUCUCAAUAUAUCAUGUUGUUCCAUAUAAUGAUAACAGAGCAUGUAAAGUGGCAGUUCUGGGGAGGAACAGGUUCCCCCUGUUGCCCUUUUCAUUCAAGUCUGAAGACCCAACCUUCAUCUUCAGUGCAUGUCUCAAAGUCAAUGCAUGUGCUCGUUAUACCAGGGUUUGAGAGGCAGGCACAGGAGGAUCCCUUGGGUUUCCUGGUCACCCAUAUUAGAUUAAUAGCCGUACUAGGGAGAUAAACUGUCUCGCAAAACAAGACAAGAUGUUUCUAAAAGAAACAGUACUAGUAAAAGUUUUACUUCUGGCCUUUACAUAGAUAUGACUCUCUUCUCAACUGUUUUUUUUUUUUUUUUUUUUUUUUUUUUUUUUUUUUUUGGAGCUGGGGACCGAACCCAGGGCCUUGCGCUUCCUAGGCAAGCGCUCUACCACUGAGCUAAAUCCCCAACCCCCAUGACUCUCUUCUCAAACAUCCAACUAUUCAUGCACACACUAUCUUCCCCUUUAACUAAUAUAAACGGGAAUGUGAAUGGGAGAUUAGUAAGAAAGCUUUUUUUUCCUUAAUGUUAAGUAUAGCCACUAGCAGUAUUUGUGUUUGAAACAUAUAAAUGCUGAUGAGGAACUGAAGCACUCUGUAGACAAAUAUAAUGAAGACAACUCACAGGGAGGAAUAAACAUGCAGGUUGUGUCAAGAUUUGCUUUCAACAAUACUGACAAAAGACUCUUAGUGCUUUUUCCUUUGAUUUAUUCUUUCUUCAUAUAGCAUCUCCUCACUACAGCCCCUCCCCCAACAUUCCACUUCUUCAAGUUCCUCUUGAAGGAACCAUUAUUCUUCCCCAGAUCCAUUGUUCUUUCAUUUCCCUUCAGAAAAUAGCAGGCCUUCUAGGGAUAUCAAGCCAACUUGGUAUAAAAAGGUGUGACAAGAUUAGCCACAAAUCGUCAUAUCAAGGUUCGACUCGACAAGGAAGAGGAAAAUGGUCCAAAGAGUAGACAACUGAGGCAGAGAUACCCAGACUCCUCCUGUUAGGAGUCCUCAAAACACUAAGCUAUGCAACCACAUCAUGUAUGCAGAGGACCUAAUGCAGACCCAUUUGGUCUUUGCUUCCAUCUAUGUGAACUGUUAUGAGCUCUGAAUAGUUGAUUAUCUAGGCUGUGUUCUCAUGAUGAUUUUUUUUUGUAUACAUGUGCUUUUAGGACUGACCACUUGGUAUUUGUGCUAGUAAGAACUUUUUCCCAUGGGAUUUGGGUGCAUGAAACUGUGGGAUGUUACCAGUUCACUUCCGGGCAGAGCCAAAAACAGGAAGGGCUCUGACCCCAAGGAAUUCUGCCUCUGUGUAUCCUGAAUCCACCAAGCAGGUCACUUGGUAGCAGAAAAGUGGGUCUUAUGUCUGCUCUUAACUGUGGUGGCGCUUCUGGGACUGUCUUCCAGCUCUAGGCGUGGGCAGGAAUUAAAGGGUCCUGCCCCUAAUUGCUCCUAUAGGUUCUUGCACCCAGUGGCCACAGAUGGCACUGUGCAAUUCUCUUGGGUCUGGACUGUGGGCAGAGGAUCUUCUCCUCUCACUUCUCAGAAGUAUCCACACUUCUGAAUGUCCAACUCUCUCCCCCAUGGGAUAUUGGUGCAGGGAGCUGUUUGGCCAGUUCAUUAAGGUCCUGGGCACAGAAAAUUAAUUAUUCCAUUUGUUUACACUUCAAAUGAUAUCUCCCUUGCCAGUUAACUCACUAUACCACACCCAUGCCAUCUACCAUCUCCCCUCUCAGCUUUGCCUACAUUAGGGUGCUUCCCACCCCAUCCACCCACUCCUGCCCCACCAUUCCAGCAUCCUCUUAUGCUGGGGCAUCAAAUCUCCCCAGUACCUCUGGCUUUCCCCCAUUGAUGUCAGGUAAGGCCAUACUUAGCCAUAUAUGUAUCUGGAGCCGUGGAUCCUUCCCUGUACACCCCUUGGUGCUAUAAUUCCUGGGAGCACUAGGUAGUCUGGAUAGCUGAUGUUGCUCUUCCUAUGGGGCUGCAAUCCCCCUCUGCUACCCCAUCCCUUCUGCUGUCUCCCCUACCAGAGGCCUGGAGCUCAGUGUGAUGGUUGGCUCCAAGCUUCUACAUCUGCACUGAUCAGUUGCUGGCUGAACCUCCCAGUUAACAGCUAGACCAGGUUCCUGUUAGCAUUUGCCUCUUGUCAACAGCAACAGUGUCAAGAUUGGUGUCUGCAGACAGAAUAAAUACCCAGAUGAGAUUGUCCCCCCAUGGUCCUUCCUUCAGUCUCUGCUCCAUUUUUUGUCCCUGUUCUUCCUUUGAACAGGAAUAUUAAUGUGUUAAAAACCUUGUGAUGGGUGGAUGGCACUUUACAUCAAAUGGGGGUUGUGCCUAUCUACUGAAAGUGGUCUCAACAGGUUCUAUCUCCCCUUCCCUGUGCCUUUUGGCUAAAGUCAUCACUGUUGAGUCCCUCAAGGGUAUCUUAGACCCUCCACUCUCUACCCCAUUUCUUCAUCCCCCACUGCUACAUAUUGCUACUGUAUCUCCUGACCCUCUGUUUCUCUCUCCUGUCUCUUUCAGUGCCUGAUUCUGCCCACCUUUUUUCCUCUCCUGUUCUCUUCCUCCCAGGUGGCCCCUCCGUCCACUUCCUGAAAUUGUCCAGUACCCGCUCUAUGAAGGACUGAAGUGUCCACACCUACUCUUCCUUCCUUUUAAGUUCCAUAUAGUCUGUGGGUUGUGUCGUGGGCAUUGCGGUCUUUUGGGCUAAUAUUCACUUAUCAGUGAGUACAUACUAUGUGUGUUCUUUAGUGACUGUGUUACCUCAUUCAAAAUAAUAUUUUCUAGUUCCAACCAUUUGCCUAAGAAUUACCUGUAGUCGAGAAAGAACUGGAAGAGCUUGAAGGGGCUCGAGACCCCAUAUGCCCAACAAUGCCAAGCAACCAGAGCUUCCAGGGACUAAGCCACUACCUAAAGACUAUACAUGGACUGACCCUGGACUCUGACCUCAUAAGUAGCAAUGAAUAUCCUAGUAAGAGCACCAGUGGAAGGGGAAGCCCUGGGUCCUGCUAAGACUGAACCCCCAGUGAACUAGACU